Phaeodactylum tricornutum CCAP 1055/1 is the source of this 699-nucleotide messenger RNA. RefSeq lists its product with no specific name. Lineage: Eukaryota; Bacillariophyta; Bacillariophyceae; Surirellales; Neidiaceae. Gene Ontology annotation, cellular component: anaphase-promoting complex. The record is from RefSeq and is a predicted model, not a curated record. Bases 1 to 453 code for a protein of 150 amino acids. The transcript is spliced from 3 exons. Gene Ontology annotation, biological process: anaphase-promoting complex-dependent catabolic process.
AUGACCAAGCAAAUAGAUGUGCACAGAUACAGAAUGAAGAAAAGGGAAAAGCAGCUGGCCAACAAUGGCAACUGCUUUGAUCUACGGGAACUUGCCACGCUACUUUUAUGGAAGCAGUGGAGGAGGAACGUGACUGCUGUUACUUUCCUCGACUUUCCCUUGCACUUGAUCGCCCUCCAAAAGAAAGUCGAAUUUCCUGGUCUAUUCGUCAGUUUCAAUUCCCCGGCACUCUCCUCGCCGCGGUCUCGAGCCAACAUGUCUUUGCGACGCCCUCCGACAAGGAUCGAAUUGAAAUCUGAAGAUAUUUCGGAAUACGAAGAGCUUAAAAACGAACGGCUUAUGGAGCAAGCUGAUACCAAGUCCAAUCUUGGGAACAUGCUUGCUCAAAAAUCAGCUCCACAAGUAUUGAAAAAGAAAGCUGCUGAGCGGAUUGGUAUGAACAAGCGACGGUAAUGUGGAGGGUGUGGGGUAUGUUAUGGCACGGCUGAAGUUGACAAGAUGAAAUUGAAUUUAGCACCCCCUAGAUCCUUAUAUAUCCGUUUCUUCCAUGGAGGCUUGAGAGCUAGCUUGAAGAGAAGCAUAAGCCACUGUCAGUACCCUUAUUUUCGUAGGAUCGACGCUUAUCAUUGUUUGGAACUUUAUCACACUAUCCUUCAGCAGCGCAUCAGAAAUUAAGAGAAAUUAUCCAGAGUUGCUUCC